Spinacia oleracea (spinach) is the source of this 1719-nucleotide messenger RNA. RefSeq names its product protein FAR1-RELATED SEQUENCE 5-like. The record is from RefSeq and is a predicted model, not a curated record. Gene Ontology annotation, molecular function: zinc ion binding. Lineage: Eukaryota; Viridiplantae; Streptophyta; Magnoliopsida; Caryophyllales; Amaranthaceae. The coding region runs from base 1 to 1719 and encodes 572 amino acids. The transcript has 2 exons.
AUGGGGAUUUGUUUAAUUAAGGCCACAGGGAAGUACCGAGUACAUGAUUUUGUAUCCGAACACAAUCAUAUACUUCAUUCACCAGAUACUAGCUACCUAUUGUCUUCACAAAGAAAAAUAUCUGAAGUGCAAGCCAUUGAAAUUGAACUUGCUGAUGAUUCUGGGAUCCGACCUAGAGCAGCGCAUGAGUUUAUUGGUGCACAUGUGGGUGGAUCUAGCAAUCUUGGCUACACUCAUCGGGACCAUAAAAACUAUUUACGAAGUAAGCGCCAAAGAGAUUUGAUGUAUGGGGAAGCAGAGCAAAUAACUAACAUAUUCUGGGCCGAUGCUAAGAUGCUUAUUGAUUAUGCUUUAUUUGGUGAUGUUGUUGCAUUUGACACUACAUUUGGUACUAAUAAAGAACAUAGACCACUUGGCGUAUUUGUUGGGUUUAACCAUUUUAGGGAGACAACGGUUUUUGGUGCGGCUCUUUUAUAUGAUGAAACAAUAGAAUCUUUUAAAUGGUUGUUUGAAACGUUUCUAGCAACACACUGUAACAAGGAGCCAAAGACUAUUUUCACUGACCAAGAUAUUGCUAUGGGUAAGGCUAUUGCGGAGGUGAUGCCAAAUGUGUGGCAUGGACUAUGUACUUGGCACAUAACUGAAAAUGCAACCAAACACUUGCUAUGUGAUGGGCUGGAAGUUUUUCGAGCAUUCAAAGCUUGUAUGUAUGAGUAUAAAGAAGAGGCGGAGUUUGAAGAGGCAUUCAGUGCAUUGCGUGGAAAAGUCUCAAAAGGUACAUGGUUAGAUAGUAUUUAUGCAGUAAAAGAAAAAUGGGCAGAGUGUUACAUGACAAAUGUGUUUUCGUUGGGGAUGCGUAGCACUCAAUUAAGUGAAAGUUUCAAUAAAGAUUUAAAAGAUUAUCUAAAAUGCACUAUGGAUAUAAUGCGGUUUUUUAAACAAUUUGAGAGAGUCUUGGGGCUAAAGCGUCAAAAUGAGACAAACAAUGAGUUUGAUUCUAAGGAGAAACUGCCAAGAAUUAAGAUGAGAAGAACACCUUUACUUAGGCAAGUUGGCCAAAUAUAUACUUCUAAUAUAUUCGAAGCAUUUCAAGACGAGUAUGAAUGGUCAACAGCUGCUAUUAUUAAGCCGCCUGAGUAUAGAGUUGUAAUUUCAGACCCUGAGAAUGAUAGCUCUAUUAAUAAAGAGUACCAAGUGUUCGGUGAUCCUUUGAUCGAAACAGUUUCAUGUAGUUGUAAGAUGUUUGAAAGAUUGGGGUUAUUAUGUGCUCAUGCUUUGAAGGUUCUUGAUACCAUGAACAUUAAAUUGAUUCCUAGGAAAUAUAUUUUGAAGCGUUGGACUAGAGAAGCAAAGGCUGAAACUGUGCAAGAUACCUCAGGGAGAACUAUUCUUGAGGACCCUCGGUUGGAUGUUACUCGUAGAUACAAAGCUUUAUGUCAAAAAUUUGUGAAAGUAGCUUCUGGUGCAUCUAAUUUUGUAGAAUCGUCGUCACUGCUAGAGAAUGGGUUGAAUAAUUUGAGUGUUGAGGUUGACAAGUUGUUGUUGAGCCUUAAAAGAGAAAGGGGUGAAACUCCCUUAUUGUCUGAGGGGACUGCAAGUGAACAAGGAUCAACACAAACAUAUGUUCCUAACAAUGUUACUUUGAAGCCAAAAGAGGGGAAAAAAGGAGGAAAGCGAAGGAAAAGUUGGACGGAAAAAUUUCAUGAUAAAGAUAGUUAA